AUGAACGAAUUACCGCAGGAAAUUGUCGACAAUGUCUGUAGCUAUCUCGAUCACGACAGUCUCAAGUCAAUACUGUUGCUUUCAGAAAAACUUCAGUAUGCUGCCGAGCAGUACUCUGAAGCCUUCCGGAUCUUCACUUUGACCGCCAAUAAUAUUGAGAAAUUCAUCGCAACAUACAGCGGCCGGCGCUUUCGGUAUCUUCGACAGUUGGAGUUUCGACCAUUCCUACCUGCACCUGAGAGGGAUGAAGAUCUGCAGGACUGGGAUAGUGAUGAUAACCAGUAUCGGGAAUCACAAGAAGAAUUGCAGAACAUCGAUGCCCACUUCACUUCGCAGAUCCGCUUACUCUUCUCGACAAUGAAGGCAGUGGAGACGCACUCGUGUAACGAAAAGGCCACGGGUUACAUUCACCUUAAGCUCUUCACGCCGACUAUGAAUUUGAAUCCGAACAUGUGGCCCCUCCAGCGACUGUUCGUCACCUGGCGAGUGCAUCUCUUGACACCGGAGACACUCCCCAUGCUCACGUCUGUUCGGGAAUUGACUAUACAAAGUCCAGAUCAGACGUGGUAUAGGAACGGACCCCAUCCUUCGUUGCGAAAGCUUGACCUGCGGGUGCUUCUUGACCUCUCUGGCAAGUUGCCCAACCUAUCAGCUCUACGUUGCAGAAUUGGGGCGGACGAGCUCUACAGCAACACUCUUUCCUCCGAACCACUUCGCUACAUAACACAAGACUGGAUUGGGCCGCGCAAAGACUCCCGUAGUGGCUUCGGCAAAGCACUUGAGGGGCUUGCUCUACACAAUCUGCGUCACGUCUGCCUGGACUUUCUCUACCCCCAAUUUCGCAUCCAGCACAUAGACCAAGGUCUGCCUAUGCCGAAUCUUACGGCGCCGUCACUCUUAGAUCCACUCAGUACCUCUCUGCGUAUACUCUCGCAACAGUUGCGCGCAAUGCAAUUUCGCGUCAUAGCCGAUGCGACCUUGUUCUGGCCCGGCGAAGGUGAUACUCCUCAUUGGCCGAACCUUGAGCACCUUCAAGUCGAAUUCCACAUGUCCACCCCGGCAGGAUCCUGGUACUUCAAUAAACCGCCUGGAAUACAGGUGGGAGCCGCGAAAGAGCGCCACACUGUGGCGCAAACCGAAUUUUACCCGCCCCUGAUCGAUACAGAGAAAGACGACGCGCUCUGGGAGGAGACGUGCGAGAUGGACCUCGAAGAAGCGCAAACGGGUAGUCUGCAGUUUCGUGUCGUUCCGAAUGAUGCAAAGAUCGUGCCGUUCCUUACAGCAUUUGCAAAAGCCGUUGCACAGAUGCCUCGCCUAAAGACGUUUGCACUAUGGUCACCGCUUACAUUCAGUCUCGAUCCUGAUGAUGGAGCGUACAAAGACUUUGACUUUGCAACGGUUUCAAGUAUCCCAAAGCAUGUUCUAUAUGCAGCAAAGCUUGCGUGGGGUAUUGCAUAUACAAACCCGCACGAAAGGCCGUUCCCCGACAAUAGCCAGGCUGAUUUCAGCAUACAAAGACGAAUGUGGUGGAGAACAGGCACAUGGCGGCCGCACGCAGAUUUGCUGGAGAGUCUCAACAAUAUUGGCAAAGAGCAAUACAGGGGUGAUAUGCUCAACUGGUUUGAUGAC
Molecule: messenger RNA, 1629 nt
Organism: Macroventuria anomochaeta
Lineage: Eukaryota; Fungi; Ascomycota; Dothideomycetes; Pleosporales; Didymellaceae
Exons: 1
Molecular function (GO): protein binding
Source: RefSeq, a predicted model, not a curated record